GUUACUGUUGUGAAUGCACAUCUAAUAUAGCCUUCUUCCUUCAGCCCCUUAGUACAGCGUGGAUCAAGUGUUUUCUUAGGAUGAAUACAGAGAUCUCUGCAGGCCUUUGACUCUCUGGGUUUCCUCAGCACCACUUGUACUGCCCUACCUGAAUGACCCAGCACUGCCUCACCCGAGCUGCCUCACUGCCCCUUUCCAAACACACCUGCUUACCUGGACUGUCUGAUAAGAAAGAACCAUCUCACCUGCACCACUGUGUCCGAAUCACCUCUUCUGCCUACGUCAUCCCACUUGUACAAGCUGCUCCAUCCCACCUGGACCACCCACCUCUCCUGCAUAGAUCACUCCACCUGGACCACCCCUCUUGCUUGCUUCACCGGCACCCCUACCUGUGCCGACACAGUUACACUUCACCAGUCCAGGCAUACCCCCACACUGUGUAACCAGCUUAGGCACGUCUCCACAAUAUCCUUCUCCCCUCUGCCGUCACUGGUCAGACGGUCAGCUUCGGGAUUUCCUCCCCUAGGCAGCAUCCCUCAUCUCCCGAUCCUCUUGUCACAGGUGUUCUGCGCUCUGAGUGCCUGACUUGUGAUUUAGCAUCUGUUGGUGGGAUCAGUUUGCCAGUGUCCAUCUCUCCAAGUAGACCAUAAACUCCAAGAAUGCUGGAACCCUGCCUAUUUCAUUCUCCUUGGCUCCUACCUUAAGGAAUGAAGAGCAAAAGAAAAUUUGAUUUGAAAAAGGCUUUGGGACUAGCUCCAUGCCACCCAAAUGCUCUUUUAGUUAAGCCUCCUGUGUAAGCACUCAACAUUUUUUAUUUUUGAGGUCGACACCCUCAUCUGUCCUUUGCACUUGAGGAAACAGGGCUCAGAGGAGUUAGGUGAAUUGCCCAGAAUCUCCCAGCCACAGCUGCUAAAUACCAGGUCCUGCUGCAUCAACCCUGGAGGCUGACCAACAGUUGGGGAUGGUGGGCACAUGAGUAAAACCAUCAUCUCUUUGUCUCUUUCUUUGCUCCCAUGGUCAUCCCCAUAGCUGGACAAGAUGCUGGACCCCCAGGUGUGGCGGGAGGCAGCCACGCAGGUGUUCUUCGCCCUGGGGCUGGGCUUUGGAGGUGUCAUUGCCUUUUCCAGCUACAACAAACAGGACAAUAACUGCCACUUUGAUGCUGCUCUGGUGUCCUUCAUCAACUUCUUCACCUCGGUGUUGGCCACCCUCGUGGUAUUUGCUGUGCUGGGCUUCAAAGCCAACAUCAUGAAUGAGAAGUGUGUGGUCGAGAAUGCUGAGAAAAUUCUAGGGUACCUCAACUCCAAUGUCCUGAGCCGGGACCUCAUUCCACCCCAUGUCAACUUCUCACACCUGACCACCAAGGACUACUCAGAGAUGUACAACGUCAUCAUGACUGUUAAGGAAAAACAAUUCCCAGCCUUGGGCCUGGAUCCCUGCCUCCUGGAGGAUGAGCUGGACAAGUCUGUGCAGGGCACAGGCCUGGCCUUCAUCGCCUUCACAGAGGCCAUGACACAUUUCCCGGCCUCCCCCUUCUGGUCUGUCAUGUUCUUCCUGAUGCUCAUCAACCUGGGCUUGGGCAGCAUGAUCGGGACCAUGGCAGGAAUCACCACGCCUAUCAUCGACACCUUCAAGGUGCCCAAGGAGAUCUUUACAGUGGGCUGCUGUGUCUUUGCAUUCUUCGUGGGGCUGUUGUUCGUCCAGCGCUCCGGGAACUAUUUUGUCACCAUGUUUGAUGACUACUCGGCCACCCUGCCACUCACCGUCAUCGUCAUCCUUGAGAACAUCGCUGUGGCCUGGAUUUAUGGAACCAAGAAGUUCAUGCAGGAGCUAACAGAGAUGCUGGGCUUCCGACCCUAUCGCUUCUAUUUCUACAUGUGGAAGUUUGUGUCUCCAUUGUUCAUGGCUGUCCUCACCACAGCCAGCAUCAUCCAGCUGGGGGUGUCGCCCCCAGGCUACAGUGCCUGGAUUAAAGAGGAGGCUGCUGAGCGCUACCUGUACUUCCCCAAUUGGGCCAUGGCACUGCUGAUCACCCUCAUUGCCGUGGCAACCCUGCCCAUCCCUGUUGUGUUCAUCCUGCGGCAUUUCCACCUGCUCUCCGAUGGUUCCAACACCCUCUCUGUGUCCUACAAGAAGGGCCGCAUGAUGAAGGACAUCUCCAAUCUGGAGGAGAACGACGAGACCCGCUUCAUCCUUAGCAAGGUGCCCAGUGAGGCACCCUCCCCCAUGCCCACCCACCGCUCUUAUCUGGGACCUGGCAGCACAUCACCCCUGGAGACCAGUGGCAAUCCCAAUGGACGCUAUGGAAGCGGCUACCUCCUGGCCAGCACCCCUGAGUCAGAGCUGUGACCGCUACUCCAUCCCACCUGCCUCCCCUCAAUACCCAACCUGCCCACUCGGCUGGGCCUGGCCUCUUCCUCCAUGAUAGCCACCAGACCUAAGUCAGUCCAAGGAAAGAGGAUCUGCCCUGCCUUGUUCCCCACCCAAGUCCCAGCAGACUCCCUACCUAUGAGCAAGGGAUCGGGGACAAUUCCAUCCCCUAUUCCAGGCCUCCAACCCAUAUAACUUUUUGAGAACUCUUGCCAAGUUGCAGCCAUGUAACCACAACAAUCCCAUUAUGGGGGAACUUCAAGUGGGCACUUUAGGAGUCACUACCCUCUCUCCCUGUAAAAUCUACCACUUGCCGUUCUCAGGUCUUGGGGAGGGUCGUUUUGUGCUGCUUUCACGGUGGUGGUGGGCAGAGGCUUUGGGGCCGAGGGCGCAGGAAGUAGACUUUAGCCCAGUCUGCCAUAAGAACAGAACACACCAUCCUGUUCAACCCAGCAUGGCUGCUCCUGAGCUGAGAUGGGAGAUAGGGACAUGUGUGUCAGGACUUGGGCUUUGAUUUGCCAGGAGGUAUAUGGAAACUCCUCAGUUCUGUCUUACGAGAUAGGUGGUAAUCUCAGGCUUGAGUGUGAACGUGGGCAUUGAAAGGAACGGCUCUGCAGCCAGCUCAUGGAAUCACUGAAAUGUCCCUGUUUCUCCUGCCAGGGGCAGAUGGGAUAUCUUCCUGAUUCUGCCUGGGACAUGGUGAAGGGGUCACCUUAGCUACAGUUUAGCCAUUUGUCAGUCCCCACUAUGGAACCUGGAGGUGUGGUGGUCUUUGCCUCUGUCCCGGAGAGAAAGGGAGCAGCGCAAGGCGAGGUUUCCAGAACACAGUUUGAAGGUUCACAGCACAAUCUAGGUUUGGAGCACAAGUGAAACUCUCUUCCACUCUCAUCUGGAACUCCAUUUCCUCUUUAGUGGCAGCUUCUGCCCUGGAAUGGGGGUUCCUGGAGUUCAGGGCCACAUCAUCAGGAACCCUCGUUUCUAAGGAAAGACAGGUAAUUUCACUGCCCCUUUGGGCUGCCACUCACUCUCCUUGUUGUUGCUCAAGCACAGCCACCAGUGUUCACAUCAAGUGAAGACACCUUGGAAGCCUUUCCCAGACUUCCCUAGCCUUUUCCUAGAAGUGGCACUGGUAAUUCUGGGCAGGAUAGAGGCUGAUGGGGGCAAAGCAGAGCCUCUGGUCUUAGGCACUGAAAGAAGAUGCAGCCUCUAUGUCCCCGACCUUCUUUCAAAGCUCCCCUGGGAGACAGGCUGUUUCAGAGCAUCCUGUAAGGACACAGGAGAUGACCUGAGAAUCAGGGUGUCUUUCUGCAGUAUGACCUCAGAAAGAUGGUGUAUGGUACAUAUGGCCGAUAGGCUAGGAUGGGUGGGUGGAUAGAUGGAUGGGUAGAAUAAACAU
This is a messenger RNA of Cricetulus griseus (Chinese hamster), 3766 nucleotides long. The record is from RefSeq and is a predicted model, not a curated record. NCBI's taxonomy places the organism in Eukaryota, Metazoa, Chordata, Mammalia, Rodentia, Cricetidae.